This is a messenger RNA of Adineta ricciae, 525 nucleotides long. The record is from the annotation of a GenBank genome assembly. NCBI's taxonomy places the organism in Eukaryota, Metazoa, Rotifera, Eurotatoria, Adinetida, Adinetidae.
AUGAAAGAACCAUCGACAAAAACAUCUAUUCAAUUUCGAUGGUCAGUCUCCGCAAGUCAAUCGGAAGACAAUUCAUGUUUUUCUCUUCCUCCAAUAGUCAAAGUUUCUAUUUCGCCAUCAUCGAUCAAAACCUCAUCAACACCUUUACCACUGUUAAAUAAUCCAUCAAAGAAAACUGAAUCAUUUAUAUCUGCAAAUACGAACCGACAAAUGUGCCCAUUGACACUAACUUAUUCACAAUUGUAUCGUUCACAGCAUCCAGCACCGAAAAAGAAGAUCUCUGAAACACAAGUUUCGAUCUAUUCGAUAUUGAACAGAAAAUCAAGCCAGACUCUUCACGCUGCAAGUUUGUCUGAAUCGACCGAUGUACAACAAUCAUCCCUUGAACAGUAUAAACGUCUACGCACUCCUCAACUACGACGUUUACACGUUUCUGAGAAGAAUAUCAAGGAAGCCAAGAAACUCUAUUUCAAUCCUGCUUGUAGAGUCUUCGUACCCUUAUCUUCGAUUGUGGAGGCGUCUUGA